Molecule: messenger RNA, 6192 nt
Organism: Dinoponera quadriceps
Lineage: Eukaryota; Metazoa; Arthropoda; Insecta; Hymenoptera; Formicidae
Exons: 7
Coding region: 1067-2536 (489 amino acids)
Source: RefSeq, a predicted model, not a curated record
GUAAUAAAUCCAAUUUUAUUCUUCUCGGACAGCGAAGAUAUCGGGACAACGGCUGGACACUGCUGAGCGUCGCGAAUACGCGAAGCGACUCGACUUCGACUCGGAGUAUCGAUACGCAGCACUAGAUGGAGCUGUAUUCACGAACAAGUGACGGACGGUAAAUUUGAGUUGGAGAUCAGACGCCAUAGUGUUUCGUCCCUUGGUAGCAGCCAGCAGCAGCGAUUAAAAUUCGGCGAGCCUUUGAGUACCGACGGGAAAUUGCGGCGAUCGAAAGCGCAUUAACGGACGACCGUUCCGGGGAACGAAGGGGGACGGCUUUGUCGUCUGGUCGCGUCGGCCGUGCAAUCAACUUUCCACGGAUAAACGUCCCAGCCGGCUGACGUCGUUAAAUUAUGCUACGAGGUGUCAGUGUUUACACCGAAGCAACACGUGAAACGGUCUCUCUCCGCCGCCGUCGCCACCGCCGCCGCCUCCGCCGUCGUUACCACCGCCGCCGCCACCCCCGUCGAGCUUCUGCCAUCCGCAGUCCGCCACCCCUUGACGAGUCGGGCCACCCUCCGGAUCCAGCGGAAUGUACUUAAACGAGAGGAAGGUGCACGCGUGGAUUGGUCGGGCGCAACCGGGUCGAUGGCGAGAGGGGCGCCGGGUCGUUCUCGAGGCUCGUAGUGCCGCUCUGACCACCGUCGCGACAGGAACCCCCGCUCGUCGUCGUCGUCAUUCGCUCCUUCUCACCCCGCCGCGGAGACGCGUCGGCACAUCCUCGAUACCGGGACGAUCGAUCGGCGAUCUCGUAGCAUCGGCCGCCGCGGCUAAGCUCGGACGGUCGAGCAUGUAAGAACACCUGGCGCUUUCACCCUGGCGCGCAGAGAGGUGCAACGGGCGGAAGGUCGUUACACCGGGAACAACCGAUCGGCCGCGUCGAAGGUGGUGUGUGCGAUCGGACCAGCCAGCGGAUCGUCAGCGGACCGCCGGCGGCAGUCGGGCCGCGGAUGCGGCCGCGUUAACAAACCGAGGGAUCAACGCGUCGUCGUGCCGCCGACAACGAGCCCCGAACAUUAAGAUCGCGAUGAGGAGGCAGUCCUUCUGCUCGAAUCUGAGCAGCGGAAGCGGCGCCGGCGAGCCGCUGAUUGUCGUCGAAGAGAGCACGCUUGGCGAGGAAGAAGCGGAGCGUCGUCGCACGGAAUCGCCACCGCGAUGCGUAGAUCCGGAUUCACCAUCCUUGAAUCCCUAUCUUCUCUCGCCGUGGAGGGACGCCAGGAAGCACUCCUUACCGACGCCGCAGUGCACAUCCGGGAUAACCGCAUCCCAGGUACGGCGAUUGAGCGAACGAGGUGGGGAAGGUUCCGGCCCGUCGGCGAGGGAGGCUGCUUUCCUAGCGACGCUUUCGCAGGCGCCGGCUCCUCAAGCGGGCGGCCGACGACAUUCCGUCGUCACUAUCUCCAGGGUGCCGAACACCCUCUUCGGGCGCAACCGUCGAGAAUCCAUCGCGGCAUUUCCCAUGGGAGGCGCCACCAGGAUAUUACAGGGCCGACGAGAUUCGUCGACCGGGCUAACCGGUCCGCCCAGUAAUAGCGGAAGCACCCACAAUCUGCAGCUCGAUAUUAUGGACGACAUCGCUGAGAUCAAGGCCAGAAAGGUACGUUUAAAAAUGUACAAGACCCCGUCCCGAGAGCGGGUGUGUGAGAUCCAGCUUCUCGAGGGUAACGGCAGCUCGACGCAGAAGUACACGCAGCAGCAGAAGCGCCGGUUCUCCGAGUUCUCCGCGUCCGUCGCGUCCACGUCGACCUUGCGUAGACGCGCGUCCGAGAUGACGAGGCCGCUCUGCGAGGUCGAGGCGCCGGGCAGCCCGGCGGCAGGCAUCAUAUGUUCCAACACCGACCUAAUAUCCAUCCUGAGCUCCCUGACGUCCUCCGCGACGGAGAUCAACACGUGCGGCACCACGAGCUCGAAGGACGAGCCGAAGUCGAGCUGGUCCAGCAAGACAGCGGAACAGAAGCGCAGUCGGCUCAAGAGCUCUCGUUCAAACAGCUUCGACGUGUCCAUCCUGAGCGGUGCCAAGAGCAAAGCGUUCAACAACAGCGGCAAAACCGCCACGCCCGCCUCCCUCAUAGCGCCGAGCACUUGGUUCGUCAAGCGGCACCAGCCGAUCUCGAAGAAGAACCGUUGCGUGGAGAACGAGAACCCGCGAUUCCUCAGGCUCGACAAGUCGAGGAUGGUGCAAGUAGUCAAGGACACGCUGGGCAAGGCCUCCCCCACGAAGGACUUGGACACCAGGCACAAGGUCGUCUGGGACGACAGCAGCGGCACCAAGGUGGACGCACAGGUGCUCGGCAAUGCCAUCGAGAAGAUACUCACGGCCAAGGGAACUGACGCGGAAGCGCCGACUAGUUCAUCCGGAAAGUCAUCCAUGUCACCGAACAAGCCACGCUCCAGCAAAGUGGCUAGCUGGUUCUCGGGCGGUAACAAGGAGCAGGAACAACCUCCGGACUGCGAAUCCUCGAUCUGCUCCUCUCUCAAGGACCUCUUUGUCAAGUAGUGCACCAUCGGCAACGUCGUACCGUUCCCGACGAUCCCACGACUCGGCUCGUUCCUCUCCACGAGGUACGCGACGUCGACGAUGUACAAUCCACCGACAAUCCUCCACGACUUGAUCUCUUUUCUUUUUUUUUCCACGUCUUCACGAAAUUACUUCGAUUGUAUAUUACGAUGUGAAGUAUGGUAGCUCUGCAUUCACGCCCCCCCCCCUCCCUCGAUUUCGGAAGCCUCGAACGAAUGUCCCGCGCUUCCACGUGGACGUACCUGCGUAUGCUCAGGGUGACCUUCUCACCGAACUCCGAUUAGUCCAAUUGACAACUUCAAAUCGCUAUAUCGGUCAAGUACCACCUACUCUGUUUCGCUCUAAAAUAGAUACAGAAAUUAUUAAUUUAUUAAUAUAUAUUAAAAGAAAAGCAUAUAAAAUAAUAUAGAAUUAUUAAUUUUUCAAUUAUCGCCGGACAACAAAGUAUACAGUCGGAGAUUGGAGUCGGCGAUUCAGGCGUUUAUUCCUCGAUUAGCUUGACCGAAGUUUGGUGAACGUCAUCCUCGUGUUCUGCGACUUUUAAUGAUAAUAUCGCUAUCGUUAAGCGUUGUUGCGCUAUUAUCCGAUAUAUCUGUGGGACGACACUUAACGGCAAUUUUAUUGCUGAAGGUUACAGCACACAAGCGUACAGGUGCUGCGUUCCGUACGCGCUUGCCGAUUGUUCUUUACGAUAAUUGUCGGUUCGGUACUCGUUGCGCAGCUGCGGUGCGAUUAUAUCUGUGCAAUUGCAUAGACCAAACCGACAAUUGUCGGUGAAUAUAUACAGAACACAGAGAACCCGGAGACAGGAGCUGUUAUUCUGUAAACAUGUUUAUCGACAAUUGUCGGUGUCGUUGCGCAGUUAUUUUGUGACAUGAUUAUCGAUCCGUCCUUCUUAACUGAACUGGCUUCGCCAGUUCAAAAAAUUUACGCACACUGAAGCGUGAGAAUCUCGUACGCAUGCUUCAUACGCUUCAAUGUGUAUGUAAAUUUCUCGGACUAGUUCAACCAGUUCAGCUAAAAAGAACAGAUCUAAUGUAUAUGUAAAUUUCUCGAAAUAAUGCAGACUCAGUUCAGCUGAAAAGAACAUGUAUCUGCGCAACGAUAUUUACCGGACCGACGAACUACGUAGCUGUGUACGGAACAGCGGCCCGGAAUUCUCUUUUCGGGCGAAAAGAAAUUGCGUGACGAAGCGACGAGGUGGAUCAGUGGAGGAUAAUAGCGAGUAACGGUAGUCCACGUUGGCGCAAAAAAUCCCAACGACAAAUAUUACAGUGUAAAACAAGAUAUUCUGUGCUGUGUAAAUGCUCGUAUCAACAAAGAUAACGUAUCGAUAGAGUUGUGAACGUUGAUCUAUCUCCUUUGCGGGUCAAAGGAGCACGUUAGAGAGAUAUAUGAUAACAUAUAUAUAUAUUAAUAUCGAUAUGGUAUAUAUAUAUAUAUAUUCUUGAAGGAGUGUAGUGGCGGCUGGUCCGGUAAGUCACUUGCGUUUUAUCUGUCGUCCUUCCUCCCGCCGCACCGCGUUUUCCUGUUCCUUUCGCUUUCCCGCUCCACGAUUCUUUCUAGAUCACGACCGCACGAACCGCCACUGAUGUAGAGAUACUGAUAUAUGUACAAAAAGAAACCAAAAAAAAGAAGUCGUCGUGUACCUUACAGUACAAUAGCGAUGAAGCGAGAUACUACCCAGACUGUAUAAAUGUCUAAAGGUUAUCCUAAGGACGUCUAAAAGACUUUUGGAAAAAGUAGGACCUUCCCAGUAGCCUCUCCAGAUUAUGCCUUGGAACGGUAUUUUCUGACGCCUCGCCUUUGCGUGUCAUUGCUCUGUUUUUUUUCUUCGCUUCUUUUAUUUAUGAAAACGGUAGUCACUUCCCAGUAAACAUCAGCUAACGUUCACAUUACAAUAAUAUUAUAAUUUCCCACUCGAUAAUGUAAUUGUUUUAUUAUACACGCCAUAUUGCAUUUAUAUUAUUGAGUAAUAAAUUAUAAUAUUGAUGUAAUAUUACUGUUAGUAUGUUCACUGGGCUAUGUAUUAUGUAUAAAAUGAAGCCAUUAUUAUUAUUAUUAUUAUUAUUAUUGUUGUUACUAUUAUUUUUUACUAUUAUUAUUAUUAUUAUCGAUUCCUUAAGACGUCUUUCAAAACUUUGUGCUGUCCGGGUACAUUCGGUCAUAUCAUAUCGCUACACGUCGAGGCGCGGAUCAAGAGAGAUUAUCAAUUUAGUUGGCGUCCUUCUUGCCCGUCACGUUUUUCCCAUCGUCAUUGCGUUUGAGGAGAACCCGUUAAGGCGUGAGAUUCGCUUGUGUGUACCUUAGACUUAGCGCAGAGGCUCUUUGUAUGUUUACCUAGAUUACCGAAGUGUCCUGAUGUAACACGGAAAUUGUACAUAGGCAAAAGGUAUCUCCGGUAAGCAAGAAACGUCAAAUCAGUUUUUUGAAACAUUGAUUUUAUGUGGAUCUCAUAAACAUUUUGACAUGAUAUUUUAUAAAUGUUUUUGAACUGUUACUUGAUAAUAUUACGUUCUUAUAUAUUAAGAUCAAUCGGCAUAGAAACAUUAUUUUUAAUGUUUCGAUCAAAUAUUGCUGACAAUGACGUUGUAUGACAACAUUAAGAGCUACAUAUUUGAAAACGUUACAUAUUAUAAAAUAUCGUUGUAAUAACGUUGUGUUACUGAUUUCUUGCACACCGGGUCGAUACCGUACGUUCUCUAUCAAUGUUCUCUGCCGAGAUCGGUAUGACACGAAUGUGGAAGGAUGAAAUAUACGUUGAUCGUAAAUGUUGAAAAACGCCACAAUUUUGUCCCGUAUAUCAAUGUCCCAGCCUUAAUGACACACGAUAUUCAAGUAUCUCGACGCGAAGAGCGGUGCAAAAGGGCAGCGGGAAAGGUCUGCAUUGAUCUUACGCUCGAUAUGCUCCCCCCAUAUAAUCGUUCGCAAUGUAACGUUUACUGUAGGAAAAAAGAAACGGUAAUUUUGAGACUUGAAUGCCUCGUACAGACCGAUUGAUUCGCUUAUCACCUCAAUUCAUGCUAAUAAUGAAUUCGAUUACCCAUACUACGCCGGAUUAGUGCACGUUAAAGAUCGUUAUAGAUAAAAUAUCCAAAUACGGUUUAACGUACGCACUUGGACGAUGAAAUAAUUAAUGUAGUUUUCUACUAAGUAACAUGACAAUAUCAUUACUUCAUCGCUUUAUGCUGCUUGAAGUGUCAAGUUGUCGAUUAACAAAUCAAUGCAUAUCCAAACACGAUGCGAACGAUUAUAAAAACUAACGAAUUUCAGCCUGAUAAAUACCGAGGCUUUGUUGAAGUUCAAAGUACGCGUCGUCGAUCUUAUAAUUCUAAGGGAUGCGCGCGUUGUAAAUGAGACAUAAGCCUGUGGGUCUUUCUGAAAACAAUUUUAUUUUUAAGAAAUCGGAACUAUUCAGACUGUUGCAACUACAUUUUUUGUUUCAACUCGUUGGUGUUGUAUCAUAAUAAGAUGUUGUUAUUAUUAUUAUUACCAGGCAUUGCCCGCAUUACAAUAAGCAAACACGUAUUUUUUUUUUUUUAUACUCGGUAAGAGGAAUGAUGGACAAAAGAAUACACUUAUACGAAGGAACAUAAAACGAGGACUGUAAUAGUGACAUCUGACAUUAUGUGUAA